AGGGUGUUUUGUGUUAUUCUCUGGUCUUUUCCCAUGGAAGGCUGCCGUGUCCAAAGUGGGGAAGAGCAGCGGCGAGGGAGCCUGGGGACUGUGAUGGCCUCAGGCUGGCAUUUAGGUAAUAUCCAGUCAUGGUGGGAGUUACCGAGUAUUGCCCAUUUUUGCUCACUCUUCAGGGCUGCAUUCGAUCUUCUUGACUUUGAUAUCGAGGAGCUUGAGGAGGCUCUGCUGACUGAUGGCCUGGAGGACACUGGGAGCCCACUCUUGGUGGAGUUGACAGUACGCCUGGUGCAGGGCUGCCUCCCAGGCAAGGCUGUCAAUGCCACAAACUACCAGAGCUACCUGAGAAAGCUUUUCAAACACAAAUGUCAGGAGGAUCCUACUCGAGAAAAUUUGUUUGUGGAGGGAGACAUGCGAUGGCUGCCCCUCCGGAGAAAAGUGGAGAUCCUUCAUGCCCUUUGUGACUUUAGACUAGAAGCUGAGGAUGUUCUUGAUCUCUUAAAAAACUUAGAAUCCGAUAGUUUAAGAGUGGAGCCCCUUGGGUAUGAUGAUGGUGGCUCUACUUAUUGGUAUUUUUACGGUACCCGCCUAUAUAGGGAAGACCACUCCCUGUACCAUCCACACAGACGAAAACCAAAGGACAAAGAAAAAGAAGAUAAAAGAAAAAAGAAGCGUAAGAAAAAAGGUCAUAAAAAUGAGGAAAGUGAAGAGGAGACUGACUUACCUAAGGCUGUGUGGCAGGUCCAGUGUUUCUCAGAGGAGGAUUGGAAUUUGCUAGCAGAGAAGUUUGAGGAAUGUUCCUCCAAGCUUGAACGUAGCUUGUUGCAGACUCUUCGGGAAGACUUCUUGCCAGAAAUUCCUAGACUUUUUCAAGAAAAAGAGAAAAUUCAGAGGAAACGCAUGAUGGAAUUUGCCCCGAGAAGAUCGUCAGGUCGUGUCCAGAAGUUGAGAGAAAAGAAAGAAGAAGAAGAGAAGAAAAUGGCAAUUGAAAUUGUAGAGCAAGAAAAGAGGAGGCAAAUUGAGGAGGAGAAGAAAAAGAAAAAAAAGGAAGAAGAAUCCAUACCUACAGAAAAGGUUGAGAGGAAAGCUAUACGAGAGGUUCUAAAGGAAGAAGUGAUACAAGAGAAAGCCUCACCACCAAAGCUAAACAAAUUACCUCGGGAAAGGAAAAAGAGUGAAGGUCAGGACCUUAAGAUUCGAGACAAACUUGAGUGUUCAUUGGACCUGUAUGAAAUUAAUGAUGCAUCAGAUCACAACGAGGUUUGGGAGGAGCCAGUGAAAAAGAUCAAGGGUGGACGCCCAAGGAAAAACAGUACAGAUGAUCCAGAAGACAAGGCUAAAGUUAGCAGAGGAAGGAAACCAGGACGAGGCAGAAAACCUGGAAGUCCGAGGAAACCUGUCUCACAAAAGCUUGUCACUAAAGAGGAAUUUACUGAUGAAGAGACUGAAAAUGAGACUUCAAAACCUCAGGUGUACAGUGGUCGCAAAACCAACAACUCCUUAUCAUCAGUAGCAUUUUCUCUGAAUAAUGCAGCUGUGGUGCCUGAACCAGCAGUCACCAAUGUCAAUUCUGUUACCUCUCCACCCACUAAGAAAAAGGUCAAGAGUGCUCACAUGGUCCUGCAAACAGAAGAUGACCUUAGGACAGGAAUGUACAAAGUUCUUGAGCAUCUGCGGGACCAUGAGGAUGCGUGGCCUUUCCAUGACCCAGUGGAGGAAGAGUAUGCUCCCAACUACUAUGCAGUCAUCCGCAGACCAAUGCACAUUUCCCGGAUGGAGGAGCGCCUGGAUGCUGGCUACUACUCCAACCUGGCCAUGUUUGAGGGAGAUUUUAAGCUUAUGAUGGAUAAUUGUAAGCUUUAUAAUGGGCCAGAGAGUGAAUACACACACAUGGCUUACACUCUAGAGAAAGUGUUUGCAAAGCUCAAGGCAAAGUACCUUGAAGCAGACCUUUCUUCUGAUGAAGAAAUGUACAUAGAUAUGAGUUACCAGCAGUCAGCAAAGAGAAAGAACAAGAGGAGAAGUAAUAGUGACGAAAAAGAAAAUACACGAAUAGAUAGUGGAAAAAUUUUAGCAAAGAAGAGAGGACGCAAAAAGAAGAAAGUAGGAAGGAAGCCAAAGGAAAAACAUAAAGAGGAUGGGAAUAUUACACCUGAAAAAGACAAAGAGUGGAAGAAAAACAAGUUGAAUAGAGAAAGAGACAAAGAGAAGACAAAGAACAAAGAGAAACCAAAGAUUGAUGCACCUGUAUUUGGUGAUGAUAAUGAUGAGAUGGCAAGAGAAGAUGAGGAUGAUGAGGAUGAUGAUGAUGAUGAGUUUCCAGAACCUCCAUUGUUAGUAAGAGAAGAUCCCUAUCCUGAGGAGGAUGAAGAGGAAGAGAUGGAUGGUGUGGAAGAAACACAUGAACCUUCUUCAUUUAUUGAUGAGUCUCAUGGUGAGGAGGAGGACGAAGAUGAGGUGCAGGUAGCAACACCUUUAGUAGAGAAGGAAGAGAGAAAAGUGCCAAGGAACAAAACUGGGAAAAAUAGGAAAGAAGAAAACAAGAAGCCUUUGUUGAGUGACCAUGUUGAUGAUGACGAUGAUGAUGAUGAUGACAUGGAACCAGAUGUAUGCAUGUAUUAUAACAAUAAUGACUACCACAGUGAUGAUGAUGAUGAUGCUAAUGAUGCUGGGGAGGGGGAAAUGGAGUGCAAGGGAGAGGAAGGGAAGGGGGAAUUGGAAGAUGAGGAUGAGGAAGAGGAAGAGGAGGAGGAGAGGACUACUGAUUAUUUGAGUGAGAGGCAUAGUGAAUUGUUUGGGGAAAUUGAUGAUAUUGAUGAUGAUGAGGAAGAAGGGGAAAAGAAGGCAGUGACAAUAGCUGUAGAUGGUGAAGAUGAGAAAGUAAAACACAAUCACUUGGGAAAAUCUAGCCGGAAAAAGAAUGGAGGAGGUAGCGGAAAAGAGAAAGACAAGAAAAAACACAAGCAUGGUGAAAAGCACGACAAGCACCAUCAUCAUCAUCACCAUCAUCAUCAUCACCAUCAUCAUCACCAUAAGAACAAAAACAAGGAUGGAAAGCAUCAUAAAAAGAAGAAUAAACAUGCUACUGAGAAAGACUCCAAAAAGAUACUGAAAGUUGAAGAUGUUUAUGACUACUCUGAAGAAGAGGACCCUGGGGAGAAAGCUGUGGAAGAGGAAGCACCAGUUCCUCCUGCUACUAAGGUGAAGGAAGAACCAGCAGUAAAGAAGAAGAAGAAGAUAAAGCAUCGUGGAAAGCAUGAGAAACAUGGGAAGCAUCACGACAAGCAGGAACGACGCAAAGAGGGAAAAGUUAAGGAAGGAAAGAAAGAAGGAAAGAAGAAAAACAGCAAAAAGAAGAAAAUUCCAGCAAAAAACAUGGCAGCAAUUGAUGCUCUUUCUGCAGCAACUGAGCAGACUCUGAAGGAUAUAACAACAAUGCUUGAUGAGUCUAAUGUUCCUCGCAUCAGUGAAUAUUCCUCUGCCAGUAACUCACCAUCUCGCAAGGUCACUGCAGAGGAGUUUGAGGCUAUUGCAUAUAAAAUUGAGGCGGAGUAUAGAAGAAAACUGAUGAUGGAUGAACCAAAGGAUAAAGACAAGAAAGCUCAUAAAAAGAAGAAGAGAAAAAAUAGUGAUGGAGGAGAGGGUGAAGAACCAAAGAAGAAGAAAAUCAAGAAGGAAAAGAAAACUGAAAAUGACAAGGACAAUUUAGAUAACACAAAGGAAUUAUUCAAAGACAUAAAAGAUGGAAGAAUAAAACCAGGAGCCAUAAUCAAGUCUAAAGACAUAGCAAAAAAAGAGGGUGUUGUUAAAAAGGAAACAAAAACAUCUACGGAGGGGAAGCCUAAGACAAAAACUAAUCCUUUUGGAAAGAUUAACAAACAAGAAGACUCUAAGUUAACCACACUCAUAGCAAAAGCCAAAGAAUCACGUAUAGGCCUUGUCCCCAACAGUGAAGUGGGAGACAGCCCUAAACUCAGCUUAGGCAGCAUCAUUCGCUCAGGGGAUAUUGGCACAGGCAUGAAAUCAACCCAUGAAGCCAACAGCACAGAUGAUGAAGAGAAAUGGGAACCAAAAGAAAAAUGGGACAGCCCUUUUGAGAACAGAUGGGAGAAAGUGCCAGAGAAAGAAGAAGCUCCAUCUGUAAGAGAAGAAGAUGAGAAAGAGGAAAUUCCUGAGGUGGAGGAUUUUAAUGAAAGAAUAUGUGAAGAACCUCCCCCAACUCCUCGGGCACCAGAGAUAAAACAGGAAAGGGCAACUCCUAACUUAAGUGCCUGGUUCAAAGCUUUUGGCACCCCAAAGCUGUCAUGUGCUGGCCCUAAGAAGAUGCCUGAUGACUUAAUGGGCAGUCCUAAGGAAAUGGAUGAUUCAGAAAUCAUCAAUGUAGAGGAUGAAGGAGAUGUGGAUGUUGGUGAGCCAUGUCCACUGGAUGAACCUCCACCUUCACUAUUGCCACCAGGCAGUCCAGAACCUCCAGUAUCUCCAGAACCUCCAAUCUCUCCUGAGAAACCGCCAGAAACGCCAUGGUAUGAGAAAUUAGAUGAAAAACUGGAAGAUGAACCAAUCUGGAAGAAAAUGAAGAUGAGAGACCAAGGAUACACGGUUGUGGACUGCAGGAUGGUAAGAGUUGUAUCUAUCAUGACCAUUAUCCUCUUUCAACUCCCACAGUUUAUGAGGCUGUAAGAUGCCCUGUAUAGUAUUCACAAGCCAUGAAUGGAUGUUAAUGAGAAUAAUGGUCAAUAGAUGGUUGGAGGGGAACAUUUGGUGAAGUACUAUUUUUCUUCACCAAACAAGGGGGCUAUUACUCUUGACAUUAGUUACCAACAGUUAGCAUGACUAGUAACAUCUUUCCACUUUUUAUCAGUGUGUUUGUGUGUAGCACCAUAACUAAUUUAGUCAUGCUGGGUAGACAUACCCAGCAUAGGAGCUGUAAAGAUUAUUCAGUGGAAAUUAAGUUCCUAAACUAUUCAUAUGCGUAUUAAGUGCACACUAAUUUGGUUAAGUAGGAAUGGCUUGCAGUUUAAAUUACAAGAUUAGGGUAAUGCUUGUUGACAGUGGUCUAUUGUUAAUCAUUGCUCAUAUGUCUGUAAAUUCUAGAUUCAGAUUCAUAAACCUUCUAUCAGAAUUCUUCAGCAUUUUUUUUUUCUUCUUUUUUUCUUUUCUGUUCUUCCAAUGAAGGAUUGUCUUUUAUACAAAGUAAUGUUUUGCUCAGAAUAUCUCAUAUUUUUUUUUCUAAUUGUUAUAUUUUAUUCUUUUCAUAAACUUAAAUAAUCAGUUCAGUAUAGAAAAUGAGCAUAAUAUUGUCAGCACUCACAUUUAGUGUUUUCAAAAGAGUUUUAGAUUUUAUUAGGAGCAGACAAUAAGUUACUUGCCAUUAUGGUAACAAAACAAACACAGAUAAUGGUGAAUUAUAGUGUCUAAAUAAAACCACAGAAUGGUUUUUCUUUUUUAGAAAGCAGCUUCACACUAUAUUAAAGGCACAUUUUGAAUGUAAAUUAUAAAAAUUUUAAUGUUUAAAAAGUACAAAGUAUUAAUUACCUGUGCUUCAAAUUCCCACUUCUAAAGAGGGAACCAGAAAUAUUCUUAGGUUAGAUUUUGCAGAAGGGAUAACUUCAGCUGAUAUGUGAAACAUUUUCAUUAUCAUAUAUCUAAAGUUAGUGGAGGUUGUCCAUAUUAGUACUUCCUCUAUCCUUAGAUCUCAAUCAAGACUGGCUGUAACACUUGUGUAUAUAAUGAUUAAAUUUGUCCCUAAUCCUA
Messenger RNA from Portunus trituberculatus (swimming crab), 5751 nucleotides. RefSeq names its product trichohyalin-like. The transcript has 15 exons. Gene Ontology annotation, cellular component: CERF complex. Gene Ontology annotation, biological process: chromatin remodeling. Lineage: Eukaryota; Metazoa; Arthropoda; Malacostraca; Decapoda; Portunidae. Bases 34 to 4677 code for a protein of 1547 amino acids. The record is from RefSeq and is a predicted model, not a curated record. Gene Ontology annotation, molecular function: protein binding.